UUUUUCUGAUGCUGCAUAUAAAUGAAUAUACAAGUGUGUAUAAUUAAAAAUGAUUGUAGAUAUAUAAUAAUGUAGAUAUAUAUAUUGUAGAUGUAUAAUAUAGAGGCUAAUAGUAUUCGCAUCAAAUGUUAUUUUUAUUUUACAAAUGCGAAUCAUCGUAGACGAACGAAUAAGAAGAUAGAAUAUCGCGAAGAAGUGUAUAAAUGCGUGUACGAUUAUAAGGAUCACGUCGCUCGUCGCCUCAAUCUUAUCACUAUCCGCGACCGUAUAUUCGCGCCUGCCUCGACUGACAUGAAUAACCAAUGAAAGUGUACGUAACUGUGUGCUGCGAAUGUGCAUAACAAUGUCCGAAAUUUGUAGCUAAUGCCCAACACUAGGAAACAAAUCCACAAAUAAUCUUUAGUGGAGCUGCAAGCUUUUCGAGAAAUUGAAAAACCAAGCCACUCAUCAUUUCACGUACAUAGAAGGAUAUCUAAGAGCGCAAAGUUAGGUCAAUCGUCCGAUAAUUGGAGCCAUUUUUGCGAGCACUUUCCGCUCUAUAUACGGCGCGCGUAGUACAUUUUUGCAAGGUACCGCGAUCUAAUACGAUUUUGAAUUACGGACGUUUGUCGUUGCCGUUUUGAAUGCUGGUAUCAAUUACUGUCGGUCACGGCAAGAUUUUGUUCUCUCUCUAUCUCUCUCUAAGUCCAAUCGGUACACAGCUCUUCAGUUUUUCCAGCUAAUGCGAGCAAACUGCAAAGUAAUCCUUGAAUUUCGGAUGAGUAUCGAUCGAAGACUUCAUAUCCUCUGUUUACAUCGUCGACGCGUAAGUGAGUAAGGGUGACUGUCUGUAUCUAUCCUUCGCAACACGUUUGCCCCAAGUUGUACCAAAGCUUUCGCUCUCUCAAAUUUUCUCAAAGCAAUUCAGCAUCAUUGUGAGGCGGACAAAGAUUACCAAUUUCGAAACCGUCGCUGCAAUAAAAAUCUCACAUUGUCAUCGGCCACGAACAAGUAAAAACCUUUCUAUGAAAUUCUUUGUUUUUCAGCGGCGCUCCUGAGAUGUUUGGCGCAUCUCUAAGCGCAUCAUCGGUGACUGGUUAUUUUUUGUAUUGUGAAAUAAAUCCACGGACGCCCACCACGAUGACGCGAUAGUAAUACAAAACGGGGCAGCGAAUCGUUGCAGUACAGGUACGAGCGAAGCACGCACGCAAUGCUACCAGGCUAACAAGAUGAUAGCAAUGUGUUUUAAGAAUGGAGACUUUGGCAAUGACUUGCAAUCUGUGGACAACGGUUUAUCUCUGUAUCGGGUACUCUUGUAAGAAGACGAUCCAGAGAACGCCAAGCGACGUCGCGUGCACGGUGUAUUACACCUACCUCUGGAUAUACACAUUGUCUCGCGUUGAAUAACAUUCAGAGUAAAGACGAUGCAGCACGGCGAUCACGGACGAGUAGGCUUAACCGCAAGUUUCAGGUGUAGAGGACCGACUACGUAUCAUUAGCGCAACCGCCUAGAAGCUUCCACACCCUCGCCUGCCAUUUCUGCUAGCCUUGUCAUUACACAAGUUGUGCUGUCAGCGAGGCGCCGUGCAGUUCCAGUUAUGCGAUCUUGCAUUGCAACGGCGAAUCCCUUUUGAUGCUCGCGGAGGUGGGGGCUUUUGCAGCUUUCUCGGUCGAAACGCGAGAGAUCCGAUGCCGUCGACGCGGCGCUCGUGAUUUCUUAUUCGGAUCGCCUCCACAGCCCCCUGUGGUAAAACGCUAUAUCGAGUGCUUUGUUUUGUCGCUUCUCGAGAAUCACGUCGUCUCUUGCAAGUAGGCGUACUCUUCGGAAAGAUUCGAGGUCGUUAUCGUGAUGAAAAUACCGAUUUACAAAAAAAGACAAUAUCGAUGUAUACUUUGCUUAUCUUUGAAUUCAUUGAAUCCUUCGCGAAGCAAAGUUUCGUCGAAUGUCAAUGGUUUUUCAGCGACGUUAUUCGGAAAAGCGCCAAAAACUACAGUGAAAUAAGUGCUCAGCUUCGUUCGCUACCUUCUCCAUUCGUAAUCGAUUUAUCGUGAUUGCACAGUUCUACGUAUGUUCCGGAGUCUACUGAAAUAUAUGUAUUAAAAAAAAAUGUUGGCGAUCGCAGGUGGCAUUCUGGUCUACCGUGCAUUCGUAAAUUAUUCACAGCAAGUUGCACCGAAGUUGGCCCGCAAUGCGAAACUUGCGCGGCUCUCGACGCGGCCCCGAUGAGAUGAUGGAGCGCUAUAGUUCGGCAGUCAACUCGAAUCGCGCAUCCAGUCGUCGCCGGCGACAUGCGAGCCUUCGAUUUGAACAACAAGUUCUUCGUGCUCACCGGCCUGUGGCCGUACGAGUACAGAACGAGGAUCGCCAGGCGGAGGCUCUUCUUCGGGGGGCCCGUGCUGCUGUCCGUGCCCCAGGCAAGUAUGCGCACGAAGCACCACCGGCGAGGACACGUCUCAUUCGAGCGCGCUCCUCAGCUGGUCAGCGCGAUAGCUCACCGCGAGGACGUGGACAGAGUGAUGACGGACCUCCUCGUUUUCCUCGUCGUGGUGAUCUACUGGUUCAAGAUGCUGGCGCUGAUCGCGACGGAGGAGAAGGUGGGCCGCGACUAUAAAAAAUCCGAUUGUCAGACGAGAGCUCUGUGCGACGGCUUGGGGGACGACUGGGCGACGAUCCGGGACGCGCGGGAAAGGGCAAUACUCGACGAGUAUGCCGAAAGAGGCAGAGCGCUGUCGAUUUUGUACGCCGGUGAGCAACGAGUACACAUUAUUUGCACCGCGCGAGCUCGGCGGAGUUUGGUCUCCGACGCUAUCCUCUUUCCAGUCCGGAUAGCCUCGGCCGGCACGUCGAUGGCACUGUCGCCGUUGAUCCCCAAAAUCUUGGACAAGCCAAGUCCGCUGCCGGAACCGCGAGCCAACAUUUACGUGCUGCACGGCGAAUUCCUCGUCGACGCGGAUACGCACUUCGCGCAGCUGUUCGUCUGCGACGCCGUCAUCAUUGCGCUCGUCACAUUGGGCGACAUGGCCGUGGACGCCAUGUACCUGGCUUCCUGUCAACACUGCUGCGCGCUGUACGCGAUUGCGAGGUGAGCUCGUAC
This is a messenger RNA of Phymastichus coffea, 3074 nucleotides long. RefSeq lists its product as uncharacterized. Bases 2269 to 3066 code for a protein of 265 amino acids. The record is from RefSeq and is a predicted model, not a curated record. The transcript has a single exon. Lineage: Eukaryota; Metazoa; Arthropoda; Insecta; Hymenoptera; Eulophidae.